Messenger RNA from Amoebophrya sp. A25, 6173 nucleotides. The record is from the annotation of a GenBank genome assembly. NCBI's taxonomy places the organism in Eukaryota, Dinophyceae, Syndiniales, Amoebophryaceae.
AGAUCCCUGUAAGUAAAAAGCAACAUCUACGUCAAUAUUAACAGCGUAUGAUUCAUUCCCUUUCUUCAACAGGAUCACGGCCAAAAUAAUGAAAAAUCAGUAUCUAAAUCAGCGAGGCAAGCGAUUCAUGGUAAAAAGCUGUCACCUCAGGAACAAACAUGACUAAUUCUGAUCCACAACGACCGCUUUUUUGAUGUGAUUCUUUUUCUCUUGAUCAAUAAGAAUGGCAGACGAAGGUCUCGAAGUUGAAUUCGAGGGAGACGAGGGGCCCCGCGCUCCGGCCUCUGGUUCUCCCAAUACUUCUAGUGCACCACUGACUGGUACUGCUGGUACCGGUGCCGCAGGAGGUGCAGCAAGCGACGACAAGCCCACUGAGGGAGCAUCACCAGGAGAAGGUGGUGCAAAUGGAAGCGCGGCCGAGGGUGCACCAGCAGGUGGAGGUGGUAGGACGAGUCUUGGUGGAGCUAACAAGGUUGCGUCUGGCAGUACUACAGCAGCUGCUCAAAACCAAGAAACUGCAACUUCUGACACCUCUGCUCCUUCAAGUGCCUCUACCAGCGGCUGGACGACCUUGUUCGUAACCGGCAUAGACCCAGACGAAGACGAGGAUAUAUGGAAGGGCAAAGUCAGUGGCUAUGGAGGCGUAUCCAGUGAUGAAAUUAAGGUGUUGAAUUUUCCAGAAGGUGAGGAAGAUACAGAUAAAGAAUGCACUUUGAGUUUCCCAACGCCUGAAGCAGCAGAAAAAUGCAAAACCGUAUUGGAGAACAAAGGAUUGAGGAUAAGGUAUUGUUCUAUAAUUACCAUACGCAUACGAGUUGAAGAUGAAGAAAAGGAUUUGAAGAAACUGAAUUAGGAAUCAACUAGCUUUGACAAUUAUGAAUCAAGAUCAACUAUGACUAGACACUUGGACUUGCACUUCCUUCUUAUCAUUCUGAUUACAGGCUAGCAUCUGGCCCACCAACUGGCGGGACCACUGUGGUUAAGCGAAGCGGCGGCAGUCGUAUCGAUCAGCCUUUAGAUAACCUGGUGCAGGAAUCAAAGCGAAGAAGGCCAAACGAAUACGAGUAUGGCAAUGGAGCUGGCAAAGGUGGAAAUGGAAAAACCGGCGCCUGGAGUGGAGCUGGCGGAUACAGCAAUAACGCUCCUUAUGGUCAGCAGCAGUGGGGGCACCAGGGUAAUUAUCAACAACCAGCAUGGGGCCAGGCACCUGGAGGAGGCGGUUAUGGACCUGUGUAUAGCAAAAGUGGCGCAGCAGCGGAGGGACCUUAUGAUAUGGGUAGCUACAACUUACUUACUUGCGAUGCAGCAGAAGAUUUCAACUGGCAAAUUUGCUUUCUACAACAAAGAAACUUUUCCUGCAUUUUUUAUUCUCAGAAUCUUUUCUCAAAAUGAAAAUCCCUUCUCUAUAGGUAAAAAAGGAAAAGGCAAGGACGGCAAAAAGGGAAAAUCAAAAGAGCCGGCUUACCUAGAUCCAAACCUACCGCAGUGGCUGGCCAUGAAAAAGUACUAGAAGACGAAAUUUAUUGAACACCCUGUUGUUUGACAAGUAGUAACAGUGUCUACUCGUAGUUCCACCAGCAGAAUGCACAUGCAUAACACAUAAUUCUUAUUCUUGUUGUUGUUUCCCAAAAGCGAUCAGUUUUAGUCUGGCUUUUUGAAACUACAUCAACACGAAUACACCACAGCUACGGCAGCGAAGUUGAUAUUCAGAAGGGGAAGAACGCAGCUUUGCGUAAAGGUCGUGAGCAAUUUUACGAAGGCAAGCGUGGUGACAAAGGUUUGACUCAACAGGAUGGCAAGGGUGCUUCUCCUGCUCUCGGUCCUUCUAAGAAGCGACCCGACUAUGUUGAUGCAGCAGCAGCUAUACCGCAGAAUCACGUCGAUCCAGAAAGUGGCGCAGAAAUCAAGCGAGCUAGCAACAAAGCUGCAUUGUAUGCUUUACCGGAAGAGCCAGUCAGCAAGUGGCACCCCGACUUGCCACUAGACAAGCAGCUAGUGGACUACCUGAAUAUGAAGCGUCAUGGAAACUUGAAUAGGUACAACUACUUGCUGUUCUUUGUCUAAUAUCUCAGAAUCAAAUGUGCUUGCCGACCCAUGGAUGUUCGACGCUAUCUCAUUUGCAUGUUGCUACAGCAAAGCUGAUCGAAUUGGAAUUUCGAACACUCAUAAUUUCUGAAGAAUGAAGAAGACACGUCGCUCUACUUCAUCAUCAACCCUUAGGGCAGUCUGCACUGAACUUUGUGCGAGAUUAAUUGUAUUGCGUCGUAUUGUAUUGUAUCAGUCUAUCCCCAGGUAUCUCGUCAUCUCCGGUCUCCCAGAUCGAAUGAUGAACUGUAAGACUAUUCGAUCUGAGUUUGACUGGAUUUUGGCGGAUGGCGCGUCUGCAGUUUUAUCCAUAGAAUUGCACACGAUGAUGUCGAAAGAUGUAGCACACCUUAGUAUGCGCGAUCUCCAGUCUGCUCAGCAAUUGAAGGCCUUUUGCGACGAAAAAGCACUACAAGGGCAAACUGCGGGUCUAGGUGGCUUGAACUCCAUAUUUGCAAGUGUCCGGGUGGCGCAUGCAGCACCGAGGAAAGCGGGACGUACUUAUUCAUGAAUGCCGCUUGUUUUCCUGUAUCUUGUAAUAGUUGCAUUAUACUGGAUUUUCCGCUAUUGAUCAAUAACAUCGGAAAGUCAUAAGCUACAUCCUCGGUGAACAUCCUAUCGCAUCAACAUGAUUUUCUUCGCUCCACAGAUACACUCUGGCUCGGCAACCUUCCUGUCGACUAUAGCGAUACCCCUUGGUUUCUCGGACCGCUGCGCAAAUUGCUUGAACGAUUUGGCCCUCUAGCACCACAGGCUGAGAAGAAAGAAAAGCGACCUUGGUGGGAAACCGAGGAGGACGAGGCUGAACGCUUGGCGCAAGAGAAGGAGGCUGAACGCUUGGCACAAGAAGAGAAAGCGGCCGGAACAGCUAGCCCAGGUGUCAAGAAGGUUGUUCUCACUGCAGCAAAAGACAUCCGCAACAGAUUAAGUCCUGUGAAGGAGCCAGAGCCAAUGCCUGACGAGAAGAAGACUGGAUCAGAAGAAGCAGGCGCGGAUAAAAAAGAAGGGGAGAAAAACGAAGAUGGUGGUCACGCUGGGGAGAAAAAAGAGGGAGAAGAUAAGGAAAAGAAAACUGAAGAAGGUGAAGGUGAGAAGAAAAGUGAUGCAGCAGAAAAGAUGAAGGAGGCUACAGCAUCAGCAGAUGCAGAGAAAAAGCCUGAGGAAGCACAAAAAACUGAAGAUGGAAAGCCAGCAGAAACAGCCAAGGUUCCGGAGAAGGACGGUGAAGCUGAAAAGGCUAAGACAGAGACCGAAAAAGCAGAAGGUGCGGAUGCAUCGGUUGAUGCGGCUAAGGCCGAGGGUGCUGCUACCGAAGAAAAACCUAGUCCAGCACAACCGCCAAAGCCUCCAGUCUACGUGUCCUACGUGCCGUUGAAGAACUGCUGCUUCGGUACUGACUUGAUACUUGUUUCAUACUGAUCAUGUACAGAACGAAGAGGAACAUAACCAUUAUGGAAAACACAACAUGUACAACUACUUACCUCGCGCUAGGCACAUUCAUUCAUUCAUUCAUUCAUACCACCAGCACCAUCAACACCAGCAACUGGUGCACAAUAUAAGUCCUCAGAUCGACAAAAAUCAUUAAACUCAAACAUCACAUCAGUGACUUUCGUGAACGUGGCGGACGCCGUCAAGGCCCGUAAUCACAUCUACGCGCUCGCCUUGCCAUCACAACAUGGUAUUUGCUACCUCAACGUCGAUUUCGUUGAGGAGGAGGACAACGAAGAGGUCGAAGCUACGACAAGUGUAACCGCAAGUGUACUUCUCAAUGGUACCACGAGCACCUCCAUGGUUGGAAGUAGCAAGGUCGUCUUGCCUCUGGGCCAGGCUCCCGGCAGCGUCCUAGGCGGUCUAGGUGGACAGCAACAUCUAGUCACAGCCGGUCUCGGUGGUGCAAGUCUCGCUGGCGCAGCAGCGGGAUCGGUGGCAGGCAGCGCCAGUUUGGUAUUUGCUAAUGGCAGCGUUGCAGGAGAGAGCAUCGUGGAGACGAGAAGGAAACGAAGCCGAACACCCAAAAGGUAAGAUUCUUUACAACUAGUGUAGAUUCUAAUGCCUAGUUGUAACUACAUGAACUCAACCUCCAUGAGCUGCAUGAGCAUUUCGAUUUCGACUUCAGUUCUUUUUCCUCGUCAAAGAUGAAUCUACGUUCAUUGUAUGACAUUGACAUUCCCCUCUCCACGACAGGCGCGACAAAACCGGAGUUAGCAAGCGAGAUGCAAAGGAGGCUCGCGAAGAACGCAGGGCUCGUGGCGAUAAGAAAGACCGCGUCAAAGGAGAAAAGAAAGCGAAGGACGGCCUCGCGAAGACAUCAAGUAAAGCUGAAAAAGAUAGACGUGACCGCACUAAGGAUGGCAAGGAAAGAGACACAGAUGUUGGAAAGAAAGUGGAUACUAGUGCCAAAGUAGUAGUAGUAGAUGCUAGUGCAGCUGCUAGCAAACAAGAUCCUUCUAGUUCUACAUCAGCAGGAGCUAAGGAUGCCAAGCAAGCGGCCGCAGAAGGAGCAGCACCAGUAUCAGGAUCGGACUCUGCAGCAGCGAGCGGUGCUCAACCUACUUCGACGACCUUGUCACUCUACAAGAUGUCUGAGUUCUGCUGUAAAGUGAAAGCGACGCUGGUCCAAGGAUCAUCGACGAAGGUCAACUUUGAAACGAAAAAAAUGGAGAUUGAUCAGCGAACCAAGUUGGAGCAUCUGGUGACGCAUCAAGGGAAGCAUACAGCGAAGUACUCCAUCUUUAGCGUGCGAGCAAAGGAUCGCGCAGAUAUUCCGGCAUUCAACGAUUUGGUAACCUACUUCUCGGAGAGGAACAGGGUACCUUUUACAAAUACUUCGAUCAUGUCUAAUAAUAUCCUUGUGGUCAACAUGAUCAUGAUCAUUUUUUGCAUUUUAUAAUAUCCUUGUGGUCAUGAUCAUGAUCAUUUUUUGCAUUUUAUUUCCAUCUGUUAUUUUUUCUUACUCAGCCUCAUCUGAAGUAGACCUCUGUUUCAAGAACCUUUAUUUAUGUGUCUCUCUCUUACUCUCACAUGAUUCCUGCCCAGGAACAAUGUAUACUUUUUCUCCCAAGAACAUCUACAUCGCUACAGGUCGGUCUCGUCCAAGGCACCAAGAGUCACUUUUACCUUGUUCCGGCAAAGAAUGACAAAUUCUUGGAUAAGUUGCCCUUCUUGGACGACGCUUCAAGAGCUGAAGCAUCAGAGUCGGCGUUUUUGCUUAUUCAGCUACCUGCCAAACCGAAAGCGGGUGAUGCGGGCGCCGGAGCAUAAUGUGAAGCGCAUGGAACGGGCGAAUAAGUACUUAUGAUCACGUCGGACAAGCCGCUGCUUCCCCCAAGCGGUGGUUGAACUAGAAGAUGAGAAAUAUCUUGUCGCCAUCGCUCGGCUUCAGAAGACUGGAACGCGCAGAGAAUUCAUCUUGUUGUUCCUGUUGUAAAAUCUAAAGCUUAAGAUUUAUGAUUGGAUCAAUAACCAACAACUUUAAUCUUACGCGUGUUUCCAUGCUGUGUCCCCUGUAUGAUCCAUGUUCUUCUACUAGUCGUAUUUUUUGCGUGCCUUCGAGCAUGGAAUCAAGUAGGAGAAGACGAAAUUCCAUCUAAAGAAGUCACAGCACCUUGUGAUGUGUGAGGACAGACGAUUACUAAGGUUAGAAUUAACAUUAUCUUCAGUAAAAAAAUUAGAAUAAAUAUAAGGAUUAUAUGAUUGUGAUUAUUCAUGAUCUUGGUCAAUAAUACGAUUAGGGUAUUGGAGAGAGACGGAAUUCUCUCUGCCAACAUGGUGGCAUUUCCUGCGAAGAAUGCCGUCUCCUCCAAGAUGAGAAUCCACACGAAGAACUAGCUCCUAGACAACUAGGAGUCGUAUCAUAUGAAGAAUGUCAUUCAUAUUUCAUUUCCUCUCCCCAAUGGAUUUGAUGGAAGCUGUCUCCCCUCAUGUUGACUAUGGCCGCCUCAUAAUGUUGGCUACAUGUGAAGCGCAACUUCAUGAUGAUGUAGCUUCAUGAUGACUUUUUUUUUCGAAAUCGAUCAUGGUCAUACUAACGACUACGCAGGAGCUGUCACAACCACCCAGGAGUUGUCACAACUGCUGGACAAGGACAU